This is a messenger RNA of Seriola aureovittata, 571 nucleotides long. Its product is annotated as pyrin-like. The transcript has 3 exons. Bases 117 to 536 code for a protein of 139 amino acids. The record is from RefSeq and is a predicted model, not a curated record. Lineage: Eukaryota; Metazoa; Chordata; Actinopteri; Carangiformes; Carangidae.
GGCCUAAAGUUUCGUAAACUUCCUGUAGAUGGGUUAGAAACGAAACUACCCAGCCUGCAAUUUUGCGCCAUUUUCUUUACAUUAUCUGUGGUUCAGUCGGUGACACGUGAGGAGAAAUGGGGGUUGAACUGCUGCUCAUGGAGACUCUGGAGGAGCUGGAUAAUUGUGAGUUUGAAAAGUUUAAGUGGUUCCUCUCGAUGGAGCUCAUGAACGGCUGCAAACCAAUUCCUAAGUCCUAUCUCGAGGGAAAACCCCGCACAGAAACUGUGAGUAAGAUGGUUCAGAUGUACGGUGACGACUCGGCUGUGAACUUCACUCUUGAGAUCCUGAAGAAGAUGAACAUGAACAAUACUGCACAGAAGUUAAAGAACACACACACAGGGGGAACAACAGCUGCAUCCUCCACCUCCUCCUCUGCUUCGGCACCUGCUGUUGCUCCGACCACAAUAUCAGCUCAGCAGGGAGGUGUGGUCAUCGCCCCGACAGUCAGUGGUUCCACUGCUGGAUCAUGGAAUAUAACUAUCAACAAAGCGUGAUUUGUUACCCUGCUAAAUAAACAACAAAACAAGCA